Messenger RNA from Prorocentrum cordatum, 735 nucleotides. The record is from the annotation of a GenBank genome assembly. NCBI's taxonomy places the organism in Eukaryota, Dinophyceae, Prorocentrales, Prorocentraceae.
AUGGGAUGCGGAUCAACAUGGAGAUCACGCUGCCCAAGAAGGAGAGGCCCAAGAAGGAGAAGGAGCCGCCGGCGGCGCCCGAGCGGCCCGCCGCGCCCAUCGGCAACGUCCUCGAGGAGCAGAGGUUCCCCGAGCCGGUGUACUUCCAGAGCGUCGACUGCGUGGGGGUCCCCAACUUCUUCUCGCACGCCCGAGUGCCGCAAGAUCGUCGACUACGCGGAGACCCUCCGGUUCAGCGUCCAGCAGCGCGCCCGCGUGCUCAACAUGCAGUGGGUCGACAUCGUCGACGGCGACUUUGCCGAGGCGAUCUGGUCUCUGUGCGGCCUGGGGUGGUUCUUCCGGACCAUCUCUGUCGAUGGCCUCGUCCCGUGCGGGCUCAACGAGGUCAUCCGCAUCCAGAAGUACGGGCAGGGCUGCCUGUUCGGGAGGCACACCGACCAGUACGUGAAGCGGGCGGACGGCAAGGUGUCCAAGUACUCGCUGCGCGUCUUCCUCAACGGCAGGGAGGAGCGGUGGUUUGAGGGCGGCAUGAGCGCCUUCCACGUGCCCUUCCGGCAGGAGCCCGUCGUCUUCGAGCCCGAGACGGGCCUGGCUCUCCUCUACCCCCAGGGCGAGCACUGCGCCGUGCAGGAGGAGACGGAGGUGUUCGCGGGCACCAAGUACGUGCUCCGAGCGGACGUCCUCUUCUGCAGGCCCGAGGACUUGCCGCCGCACCGCAGGCCGGGCGCCCCCUGA